AUGAUUAUUCAAGAUUCACGGAAGCGAUCUGUGGUCAAGGAGGCGCUUAAUUUCAUCCGAGCUCGCACAUGUCUUGAAUUCACUGAGAGUGCAACAGCUACGAAUCGAAUACGGGUAUUUAACGGAGCUGGAUGUUACGCAACGAUUGGUAUGGUAGGAGGUGUACAGGACCUGUCGAUGGGAAAUGGAUGUGAAGCGGUCGGCAUUGCUGCUCAUGAAUUUGCUCAUGCGCUCGGAAUAUGGCACAUGCAAAUGAGAAAUGAUCGAGACAAUUUCGUCCAAGUUGAUUUAUCAUCAGUACCGGCCAAUAUGCUACAUAACUACAUCAAACUUCCUCCUAGCCGCACUAUAAACUACACACCAUAUGAAUAUGGAAGUUACAUGCACUAUGAUGCCAGAUCGUUUGCUACUCGUGGAAACUCACUCAUCCCUCGCGAUUCUUCAUAUCUCCGGACAAUUGGUUCUCGAGUGAUCUCUUUCUACGAUAUCAAAACAAUCAAUAACCAUUAUAAGUGCAACGCUCGUUGUGCAUCUGGCUCAACUCUAUGUUUGAACAAUGGUGAACCAAAUCCUAGAAAUUGUGAAGUUUGCAACUGUCCAGCCGGAUAUGGCGGAGCUCUCUGCAAUCAGCGCCCCUUCGGUUGCGGCGAAGUGUUGACAGCUUCCGAUCGCUGGCAAGUGAAACAGUUCACAUUCGGUGAUGCUGCGGUACGAGCUGUUCGAGACACUUUCACGGAAUGUAAUCAUUGGAUAGAGGCUCCUGCCGGUAAGCGUAUACAGAUCCGCAUCACAUCGCUACAAAAUUCACAAUGUCAUAACGGAUGCACUUUGAAUGCUAUUGAACCAAAAAUCAGGAGCGAUAAAACGGUUACGAAUCCCAGAAUCGUUGAACGAAGUGCUUACCAGCAGCCUCAACCCUACACCAAUAAUCUCGUACAACAGAUUUCUCACAUCUACAUUCACAUUUCAUUAUAG
This is a messenger RNA of Necator americanus (New World hookworm), 975 nucleotides long. RefSeq lists its product as uncharacterized. The record is from RefSeq and is a predicted model, not a curated record. Lineage: Eukaryota; Metazoa; Nematoda; Chromadorea; Rhabditida; Ancylostomatidae. Gene Ontology annotation, biological process: molting cycle, collagen and cuticulin-based cuticle; proteolysis. The transcript is spliced from 8 exons. Gene Ontology annotation, molecular function: zinc ion binding; metalloendopeptidase activity. Bases 1 to 975 code for a protein of 324 amino acids.